This is a messenger RNA of Phycodurus eques (leafy seadragon), 2879 nucleotides long. It is a transcript of the gene iqck, whose product is annotated as IQ motif containing K. Gene Ontology annotation, molecular function: protein binding. The transcript has 9 exons. The record is from RefSeq and is a predicted model, not a curated record. NCBI's taxonomy places the organism in Eukaryota, Metazoa, Chordata, Actinopteri, Syngnathiformes, Syngnathidae. Bases 99 to 1088 code for a protein of 329 amino acids.
GACUGUGCCGAAAGCGACGCCAGCAACGAUUUGGAUUCUUUUCGAGGCGCAUGUUGACUCGAGGAGCGAGUUAAAAGUGGUCAAAUUCGAAGCCCAAAAUGUUGAGCUACCAACCUGAGGAGUCCCCACGAACUCCGAACCCAGCUGGUGCCAAAAGGUCCCUCUGGGAGGAGGUUUGUGCCGACUUUGAAGCAGGCCUGCCAUGUCCUCCCGGCGCCGUCGGAACCGCUUCGGAACCUUCCAAGGACAGCAGCGCAUCGCGCACGCCCGCCAAGGUGUGGACGGAGGACGAGGAGGACGAGGAGGAGGAGAACGCGCUGCUGCUGGACCUGGACCCGCUCCUGCACCACCCUGCCCACGCCGGUUUCUCCGUGUUUGGGGUCCAUCCUCCUCUAAGCCACAAAAAAGGAAGUCAGCCUCCUUUUUGUCCUGAAGCGUUUCAGCAUCCCGUCACACAGUACAUGGAGGAGAAGGUUUUCCCCGUGCUGGUGCCCGCACUUGAGGCUGUUCUGAAGGAAGUCGACAAGCAAGGCUCUUUGCAGAAGAAACUAAUAACCUUUAACCCCAUCGACUUCCUGGUGGAGUGGCUCUACAACCACAACCCCCGCAGACGAGGACAACCCCACCGACAAUUCAACAACAUCCCGUUCGUCCGAGCCUGGCUUAGCAUGCACCCGAGGCCUCCCGUGCCUCUCUUUCUGCAGCUGAGCGACGAGCAGGCGGCGUUGGUCAUCCAGGCCUUCUGGAGGGGCUACAAGGUCAGGGCACAGCCGCACGUGCAGGAACUGCGCCAGUGGCAAAAGAACCUGCGGGAAACCCGCGACAUUCCCAAGGCCGUCUCGGAAUUCUGGACCCGGAUCGAGAAGCGAGUGGGCGCAGCCGCGGCAGAGACCACCGAAAGCACGGAGUCUGAGAAUUCCGACUUGUGCGUCAACGUGCUGUCUCCCACGCCGCUGAGCACGGCUUUCCCCACCCCCGCGAUCACCCCGGACGGCGGGGAGCGGCCGAUGCCCGGCCUGCCCGGCGCGGACGGACUGAACUACGCGGCGUCCGUGUCCAGGUCCUCAGCAACACUGUCGCCAACUUAAAGGAGACUCGGGAGCCAUGUCGGAAACGUGUCAGGACCGGUGUCGCAAACGAUAUUUCAAACCCAAACUACGAGUUUUCCCCUUCAAUGUGGGCCAGACGAUCAACCAGCGCGUCUACCAAGAGAUCCUGCGGCGAAAGGUUGUGGCAGCUUCACCAUGACAAUGACCUGAGCAUCGGACAGUUCCUGGCCAAGAAGAACAUCACCGUGCUGGUUUAUGCGUCCUAAUCGAGCCGUUUAAUCGAGCCCGGACGACAUCAAGAUGCCCGUGAUGGUGAAUAAUCCUUUGGGGGAGGGCGUUAAGUCGUGGCAGAGAAGGCUAGCAAAGUGCGUUUGACUCCAGGGGGAAAACGUGCAUUUUGGAUUGGAGAUGUAUCUUUUGUGACAAUAGUCCUGGAACCUUUCUGACACACCUCGUGCAGAACUUCUCUCGUAAUGUGCUUCAAAUCAUGAGAUUGCAUUCAUAGAAUAUGAAUCCGAAUAUUUUCCACUUCAGAACUUGUUGUGCAACAAGUACUGAAACAUUGAACAGCUGGACAUUCAAAUGUUUCGAGAAUGUCAAAUUAAGUUCAACCAACAUCUUUGGCUCAUCCUGAACUUUGACCCGACAUCCCCAACUUUUUGGGAGUAGCGCAUGUUUUUCAAAUGCAAAAUGGUCGAGAUGGCAAAAAAUGGCUUCCUCGGGUGAGACGGCGGUGCGCGGCUUAAAAGGUUAGCAUCAAUGCUAACUGACAAAUUCUUUUAGCGUCGGCGGACGUCGCGCCGACCGGAGCCGUCUGUCACACGGGCCGUUAAAAACCUAGUAACCAAUCAAACGCAGCCAAGCGGGAUUUAUGCUCCGACAUGCGCGUCCAAUCGGGUUAUUGCUUCCUUUGCCUUCGUUUAUGCUAUUUUGUCAAGCGAGCAGCUUUUGUCCAUGGGGGGAAAAAAAACCAAAAAACAAGUGGAAAUCUUCCAUUGAGGCCAGGAAGCGAGAGCAGAGGAAAAGGGAGACGCCAUCGUGCAGCGCUGCACCUUCUGUCCUGUUCAUCAGGAAAUGAUCGCACUGGGGAAGCAGGUGAUAAACACAAACUGUUGUUUUUUGGGGGGUUUUUUCCCCCAAUGACAGCUCACUAUGUUUCGGGAAUUAAAAUGGAUUGCAUUCAGAUUUUGCUCCCUGUUAAGAGUCCAGAACCGGUGGAUGAAAAUACUGUGAUUUGAAAAUAACACGGGAAUAUUGAACAUUAUAUUCAAAAGUACAUUUUUUGUACAUUUUAAUGAGGCACUAAAAGCUGCAUGAAAAAAAUCUACCUUUGAAUGCACAGUAUGGAUGAACAAUUCUUGUAUAUGCACCAUGUUAAAAUGUUUGCGCGUUAACAAUUGACUAAAGGAAAAUGGUUUUAAAAUGGUAACCUCAGAAAAUUAUUGUAGUAUGUUCAUAUAAAUAACCACAUAAAUAUAAUGAGAAAUAUCAGAAAAGUACCAAAUUAUUUGUGCUUUUUUUCCUAUUUUCUCUUAUUUUUACUUAGAUUUUGUUUAAAAUGAUUCUAUUGUUAAUAAUAUUACACAGCAUGUGUGCCGGUCCCAGUAAAUGUAGUUUAGAUCAUCAGCUUUUUUUUCUUUUCUUUUAAGUGUAUAAACCUUUUACGCACCUACCAACGCACUUGCUUACUUUUGACUUAUUUUGACUUAACUCUCUUUUUCUUGAAUUUUUGAAAAAUCAUACUUCUGCACCAGUAUGUACGACAUUUUACAAUACAUUUUCCUUUCAUUAUAUUUAAUUAGAACAAUUUCAUGACAUUUAUUGGCAUAU